This is a messenger RNA of Pollicipes pollicipes, 1243 nucleotides long. RefSeq names its product migration and invasion enhancer 1. NCBI's taxonomy places the organism in Eukaryota, Metazoa, Arthropoda, Thecostraca, Pollicipedomorpha, Pollicipedidae. The coding region runs from base 1 to 303 and encodes 100 amino acids. The record is from RefSeq and is a predicted model, not a curated record. The transcript has 3 exons.
AUGGCGGGACUCGGGAUUAAUGUCAUCGCCGGAAUUCCGUUCCCGGCCCCUGGGUACGGGCCCCGGUACCGGGAGCUACAGGAGCUGAUACAGUGCAAUGUACCCGGUGCCGAAGUGGAGGGGUUCGUCGGCAGGACCAGCUCCUUCGAGGUGAAGAUCAACGAGCAGCUGGUCCACUCCAAGCUGCAGACGAUGUCAUUCCCUGACUUCAAGGAGGUGGUGACUGUGGUGAAGGACGUGUCGGACGGCCAGGCGCCCCGGCAGGUGGAGAAGCUGCAGCCGGCCUCGUGCGUCAUCGUCUGAAGCAGCUCCGGGCUCCACACCGGCCCGCCGCCCCGUCUGGGGCCCCGUGCCCCGCUCGGAGGUCAUGUCGUCCCCCCUCGCGAAGGACCCCUGUCAUCGCGACGUGUUCACGACGACUUGCACCACUCUCCCCACGGGUGGACGUCGCGCUGUGCUGCUGACGAUCAGCGCAUGCGCCCCUGCUACCUCAAAGGCGGCAGCAUGGCAUGCGGGAUGUUACAUAAUCUAGCAGACCACUUGACGUGUCGCCUCGACCGCUCGACAGCUACCGGCAAUGCACUCCUGUACCGGGCAAGCGCAGAAAAAACGGAUGGCCAUGCUAGGUAACAUUGUACUUUUCUACGCAUCUCAUGUGGCAAUUAACCUAUUAGCCUGUCCUGAUCGCGAGGGUUGGACGGCGGCGGUCGCUGAAGUGCGGCUCGUGUGGUCCGGCGAGAGACGGCAGGGCCCGGCCUCGUCCCGGUCGGGGUGUCACGUGACCGGCGGUGGGCCGCCGCAUGACCGGCGCUCCUGAAACUGACCGGGGAGCUCCGCGAGGCCCGCGGCCGGCCGUGGUUACGUGACCCCGUCCCGGUACGAGGCCGCUUGCUGAGAACUUGUAGAAUAUACUAAGAAAAGGUGUGGUCUGUGCGGUGCCUUGUAAGCGGUGUGCUGCUGUGCCGGCCUGUUACUCGCUCGUCCGCGAGUGGUUGGCUCGCUCGGACCCUGGCGCUCGAUGCGGUGGCGGUUGGGCAGACGUGCCCCGGUGUCCGGCCGCGUCCUGGCUGGGAGCGGUGCCUCGGCGCCGCCUCCCCGGGCAGGCGCGCUCCCGUUGUUGGCCAGCGCCUGCGCUCGGUACACGUCAGCCCGCUCGCCUCCUGCACCCCAAGGCCAGCGAUAUGUUUGGACCCGAGUGCUCAGUGCCCUGUAAACUAACCGGCAAUAUACUCACGGUUCUCAG